This is a messenger RNA of Cucurbita pepo subsp. pepo (vegetable marrow), 2062 nucleotides long. RefSeq names its product NAC domain-containing protein 17. Gene Ontology annotation, biological process: regulation of DNA-templated transcription. NCBI's taxonomy places the organism in Eukaryota, Viridiplantae, Streptophyta, Magnoliopsida, Cucurbitales, Cucurbitaceae. Gene Ontology annotation, molecular function: DNA binding. The record is from RefSeq and is a predicted model, not a curated record.
GCCUCUGGCUGCUUCAUACCCCCAUAAUUGUUUUGACCAAAACCACCACCACUCCGCUCUCUCUCUCUCUCUCUCUCUUGAGGCGGUCUUUCGAUCGUCUCCGGUGGUCGGAGUUGUAGUUCUUUCUCAAUUUCAAUUUAGGUUGUGUAGAUUCUUCGAAUUCGGAAUUCUUCACCGUCGCUGUCGAUUUUGUCCGAGAAUUCCGAGUUUUGAACUGUUCUUUCAAGCGGUUUGCUGUCAACGACGUAGUUUUCGAUGGGAUUGUGCGAUGAGGGGGAUUGGCCACCGGGGUUUCGGUUUCACCCGACGGAUGAGGAGCUGGUUCUGUAUUACUUGAAGUUCAAGAUCUGUGGACGCAAAUUGAAGCUUGAUAUCAUCCGUGAGACCGAUGUUUACAAGUGGGAACCCGAGGAAUUGCCUGGUCAAUCUAAGUUAAAAUCUGGUGAUAGACAAUGGUUCUUUUUCAGUCCUAGGGAACAUAGAUACCCAAAUGCAUCAAGAUUGAGUAGAGCUACUAGACAUGGCUACUGGAAGGCGACGGGAAAGGAUCGAAUAAUACAGUGCAAUUCACGUAAUGUCGGAGUGAAGAAGACCCUUGUGUUCUAUCUAGGUCGUGCCCCUAAUGGCGAGCGCACUGACUGGGUUAUGCACGAGUAUUCCUUGGAGGAAGAUGAGCUUAAGAGGUGUAAGAAUGUAAAGGAUUACUAUGCGCUCUACAAACUUUACAAGAAAAGUGGACCUGGACCUAAAAAUGGGGAGCAAUAUGGAGCACCAUUUAAAGAAGAAGAUUGGGUUGACGACGCCGAUGGUCAGGAGCCUCAAGUGAAGAUACUUGAUGAGGUUAAUUCUGUAGUUCGUGAAAUAGAGAAUGGUCGAAUUCAGCUUUCAUCAGAUGAUAUUGAGGAGCUUAUGCAACAAGUUGUAAAUGAUCCUGUUCCAGUGUUGCCAUCAAUCAGUGGUUAUCAUCAAUUUGACUCUGCUGUGCAGGUUGAUGACAAAGAAGAAACUGUAAGUACUAUGAUCGAUGCUUACUCUUGGGAUCACGUUCUUCCUGAAGCGGAUAAAGUACAUGACUUUAGUGGCCAUCCCAGUGACUUACAUGCAAGCUUUGACUUUACCCAGUUGGGUAACUCUCAGUUGCAAUCAUUUGAGAGUGAGAUAUCAUCAGCUCCCAAAUAUUGCGAGGAAGAAGAUUUCUUGGAGAUCAAUGAUCUCCUUGACCCGGAGCCUUCUCCGGUGGCAAAUGUAUCACCCACAGAAUUGGACGGAUUGAGCGAGUUAGAUCUGUUCCAUGAUGCGAAUAUGUUUCUCCGCGACUUGGGUCCCAUCGUCCCUGAAACAGCUUUAGAUCCAUAUUUGAAUGCUCUCGAUAUCGAUGUUACGAACACUUUGAAUGACCGUUUGGACUACGGGAUGGACAAUGGAUUCUGGAAGAACAACGAGACAGAAAAUGCCUUCAGCUUCCCGGAAUCGCAUGGACAGUUUGUUACUCAAUCAACCUUAGGUGUGGGAUAUGAAUCUGUAAGUUCUGCAGCAGCAGGAACAGCAGGAACAACAACGGAGAACCAAACUGCAACAAAUGCUGGUGGCGAUUCUGCAAGUUGGUUCUCUUCCAAUUUGUGGGCGUUCGUAGAGUCGAUACCGACCACUCCUGCAUCAGCUUCAGAGAAUGUCAACCGCGCUUUCGAGCGGAUGUCUAGUUUCAGCAGAUUGAAACUAAAUACACUGAAUACCCUUAACGCCAAUGUCGCCGUCGAUAAUCCCGUUACCGGUGCAAGGAGAACGGGUAUGAAUAAAGGAUUCUUAUUGUUUUCAAUUGUUGGAGUAUUGUGUGCCAUUCUAUGGGUGUUGAUAGGAAAUGUUAGAUUAUGGGGAAACUGCAUUGCCUCGUGAGAUGAGAGUUCUUUCAUUCCUUUGUUAUAUGCAUAGAAUAUUGGAUGUAAAGCAAUCCAGUUAUGGCUAAUUAUAGAUGAGAGUUCUAUACAUCUAGUUUGAUUCCUGAGUGCCACGUGUAGUUUACUACUGAGUGCCACGUGUAUCCUAGAAUUAUUCAUAAAUUAUA